AUAUAAAAUAUUACCAUAAUUAAUUACAUGAUAUAUAAACCUAUAAUAUCUGUCACUAAAGUCCUCGAAAUGGCCCUUAUAGCUAGCUCUAGGUAGACAAUGUAUAUGUGUCGGCUGUACUUACCUGGGCAGAUACCUAGCUCGAUGGCCCCACUGUAAAGUUCGUGAAGCUUCGCGAAUGUUGGAGAUUGAAAGAGAAUCAAGCUUAGCCAACCUGCUCUACAAGACGAACCUUUCGAUUUCCAACAACCCUAGACAGCUUUAUCUUUUGAUUAUUUUGAAAACAAUCUUCGUCCAGAACGAAGUACAAAUUCUUUUGUAUCGCGAAAUUCACACUAGACGAAUAUCAUUCAAAAAGUAGCUGGCAACGAGUAAUCUGCAUACAACCUUGGUGGGGUUACAAAAAGCCAACUUUUCAACCUAAAGUACAAAUCAUCUCGCAAAACCACUUUAUCACACAGCCAAAUCACUUUAUCAAACACAUAACGUCCCAUCUCCCAGCGAAAGCAGUAAUAGCGAAAUGGGUGACAAAGGCCUGAACGACCUCCUAAGAUGGAGCAUCGAGAACUCAGCGACGGGUCCCGACGGGACGACCAACGCCCCGCCGCGCUCAACCUUGAAUCAAGAGGCUCUAGCCGCGAUGAUGGGCGGCCCGUCCGACGCCGACCUGAUGCGCGAGAGCAUGGCGGCCAUCACCUCGCCCGACCCGGAGAUCAGUCUCGAGUCCCGGCUGACAGCCUUCGACAACUUCGAGCAGCUCAUCGAGUCCCUCGACAACGCGAACCUGCUCUCGAAGCUAGGCCUCUGGACGCCGCUCCUCGAGUGUCUAGCGCACGACGAGGCGGAGAUGAGGCUCAUGGCGGCCUGGUGCGUCGGGACCGCGGUCCAGAACAACGAGCCCUCGCAGGAACGCCUCGUGGCGCUCGGCGGCAUCGAGAAGCUCGUGCAGAUGGCCGUCGGCAAGCGGUUGCCGGCGCCAUCUACGUCCGCAGAAGCGAUUAAUGGAGACAACAAGAAAGACGAAGAAGAGACGAAGAACGUCCGUCGAAAGGCCUUGUACGCUCUGAGCUCUGCCGUCCGCAAUUACCAGCCCGCCAUGGACGUGUGUGCCGCCGAGCUGAGACGACAGGGCCAUGGCGAGAACGCCGGCGAAGAGGGCAAGGCUAUCGAUGCUACGGAUAUGGAUGCCGUGGACACCGUUAUCGGCGGGUUGAGGGAGAAGGUCACGAAUGCAUGAUUUGAUUCGCGAUCAUAAGCGGACAUCGUCAUAUAUUGGGCUAUGUUAGGGACUCAAGUUGCCGAGUCAUGUCUAAAUAGGGAAACUAAGGGCAAGGUCAAUCGAAAUGGGUUGACUAUAUGAAUGAUGGUCUGGGAACUGCAUAUCUCGGCGUUGGUUAGGUGUCUUUUUGUACGUAAAUUGCAGAUCGAUAGAAAUGGCGAAAAUGGGUCGGAAUCAACAAAGCAUAUUGCCUUUAUGGAAGUUUGGCCAUC
Messenger RNA from Xylaria bambusicola, 1491 nucleotides. RefSeq names its product nucleotide exchange factor Fes1-domain-containing protein. NCBI's taxonomy places the organism in Eukaryota, Fungi, Ascomycota, Sordariomycetes, Xylariales, Xylariaceae. The transcript has a single exon. The record is from RefSeq and is a predicted model, not a curated record. The coding region runs from base 521 to 1237 and encodes 238 amino acids.